UUGUGCACUCAAACGAAUGUGCCUAUCGGAGGGAUUCGUUGGUCGAUUCUCUGGUUUUUAAUAAACCUGACGACUAGAUUUUCAAUGCCAUCAACGUCCUGAGAGACCAACUGUUCGAGCUUGACGAGAUCAGGAGGAAUAUGCACGUCUUCCUCAACGAAUCCCUCAAUCGAGCCAAACAUGUCACUGCAGAAAAUUUGCAAAUUUCGGAUAAAAAUGCUGCAAAACUACCUCUCGUCAAGACUUCUCAGCACCCAGAGAAUACAAACUUGAAUUUGGAAACCUUGAAGAAAGGUCCGAGCGGGACUAAUCAAUUCCACACACCUCAGCAUGUCGAGCCCGAAUCCCGCCAUCUCGAACAGUCCGGACAGACUAAAAAACGGCGGAAUAUGUUUUCCAAACAAGUUAUACAUAUUCUUCGAGGUUGGCUUCAUCAAAAUAUUGACGUAAUGAUUUAUUGUAACUUCAGCACCCUUACCCCAGCGAAGAGGUGAAGAGGGAUUUAUGCAACCAGACAAAUCUGUCGACUCUCCAAG
Molecule: messenger RNA, 536 nt
Organism: Octopus sinensis (East Asian common octopus)
Lineage: Eukaryota; Metazoa; Mollusca; Cephalopoda; Octopoda; Octopodidae
Exons: 4
Coding region: 141-494 (117 amino acids)
Source: RefSeq, a predicted model, not a curated record